AUGAUUGCUUUCCGCUAUCUUUCCUUGAUGCCUUUUAUGGCCCUUUUCUUCACCCCAAGCACUCAUUCCGCAAGCAUCCUAGACCCUAGAGGCUACGAAUUCGAUCUUGACAUUUCUGUCUUCGUUGACGAAUUUAUCAAAUUAGACGUUAAUCAACAAUUUUCCGUUUUAAACUUUUUCAAAGAUGAUCAUAAACCGUUUGGAUUUAGUUGGAGUGCAUGUUCUCCAUACUUUCCGCCAGGAUUCCGUUUGCCCGGUUGUCCACCACCACCACCCGAAGGUUGUCCAAUUCCACCUAGAGGCUGCAGACCACCACCACCACAAUGGUACUGCCCAAAGCACAAGAAGCCAGAAAGUGCAAAGAAUUGCCCAAAACCACCACCAAAGCCACCAAUCUGCAAGCCAUGGCAAAGAGGUUUCUACCAUUUGAAACCCGAAGAUCAACACAUUUGA
This is a messenger RNA of Meira miltonrushii, 453 nucleotides long. RefSeq lists its product as uncharacterized. The transcript has a single exon. NCBI's taxonomy places the organism in Eukaryota, Fungi, Basidiomycota, Exobasidiomycetes, Exobasidiales, Brachybasidiaceae. The coding region runs from base 1 to 453 and encodes 150 amino acids. The record is from RefSeq and is a predicted model, not a curated record.